GAUCAAGACAACCUUUAAUCCAACAAUCUCAACCUCCACCUUAUUCAUCACCUAGAGAUGUUCCCCCAGACAUAUUGUUAGACUCUCCAGAAAGAAAGCAAAAGAAACAAAAGAAAAUGAAGUUAGGCAAGGAUGAAAAAGACCAGACUGAAAAAGCUGCAAUGUAUGAUAUCAUUAGUUCUCCUUCCAAGGACUCCACUAAGCUUACAUUAAGACUCUCUCGUGUAAGAUCUUCGGAUAUGGACCAGCAGGAUGAUAUGCUUUCUGGUUUGGAAAACAACAGUGUGUCAGAGGGUGAUAUUCCUUUUAAUGUGCAGUACCCAGGACAGACAUCUAAAACACCCGUUACUCCACAGGAUGUUAACCGCCCAUUAAACUCUGUUCAGUGUUUGCUGCAGCAUGAACAGACAGCUUUCCUUCAGGCACAACAAGUGCCUGUUUUACAACAGAACACUUCAGUUGCUGCAAAACAACCUCAAACUCCUGUGGUACAGACACAGCAACAGGUUUCGCAACAAGGAGCUAUAUCGUCAUAUGAUGAAGUAGAAUUGGAUGCAUUGGCUGAAAUUGAGCGGAUAGAACGUGAAUCAGCUAUUGAAAGGGAGCGAUUUUCAAAAGAAGUGCAAGAUAAAGAUAAGCCUCUGAAGAAGCGAAAACAAGAAAACAAACCACAGGAGGUUGGAGGUGCUACUGGAGGAAAUAAAGCAGCUUCUCAGGAGACAGGUUCUGUAGGAAAUGGGGCGAGGCCAGCAUUGAUGGUUAGUAUUGAUCUGCAGCAAGCAGGAAGAGCAGACUCUCAUGCAACACUAACUCAGGAUUUGGACAUCAUCAAAAAAUCUGAAGAAAUUAAGCAGUAUAAUGAUGGGUUUGUGUGUGUUCCCCAAGAAGACACUUUUGGUGUUCUUAAAUUUAAACCUGAAAACCAUCCUGAGAUUUUUAGGAAAACAUCAGACUUUGGAGGUCAAAAGUCAGAUAUCCAGCAAAAUGAAAACAGGCAAAUGGAAUUUCAGCAAAAUGUGAGCAGGCAGUUGGAAAGUAAUCAGAAUGAGAAGAAACAGGUAGAAGCUAAACGUGAAAGCAAGCAUGAAAGCAGACAAAUGGAAGUGAAACACAAUGAGAACAGACAAACAGAAUCAAAACAAAACCAGAGCAGGCAAAUGGGGAUGAAACAAAAUGAGGGCAAACAAAAUAAUGGCAAACAGGAAAUAAAGCAGAGACCCGAAACGCCAAAACAGAAGAAUGAAGGCAGACCCGAAACGCCAAAACAUAGACAUGAUAACAGGAGGGACUCAAGUAAACAAUUAUCAGAUAAGAAAAUAGAAAUAUCUAGGCAUAAAAUAGAUGUGAAAUCUGAUUCUUCAAGGAUAAAAUCUGAAAGUAGGUCCGAUCCAACAAAACAAAGGCCUGAUGGGCAUUCAGUUUCGGAUACACCGAGGCGUGACCAUGAUAGCCUUAAACAAAGAUCUGAGGACAGGGAGGAGUCAGAGAGAUACAGAGGAGAUCCAUCCAAGAUCAGAAGACCUGAAUAUUUGAGAUCCUCAAACAAAAAUGAACAUGAUUCUAAACAUGGUAUUAAAUCUGAUGGUUCAAAAACUGAGAAAUUUGCAAGGAAACAUAGACAUGAGUCUGGUGAAUCAAGGGAAAGGUUUUCUUCUGGGGAUCAGAAAUCAAGACCUGACAACCCUCGCAUUAAACAGGAAGGUAGAGGAGAUUCUAGUAAAUCAAGACCUGAUAGACCUGGUUUUAAAUCACCCAACAGCAAGGAUGAACGAAGGACAGAUGGUAAUAAGAGUAAAGUAGAUAGUAAUAAAACACAUGCUGACAAUAAAGCAGAGUUUCCCAGUUAUUUGUUGGGGGCAAGAUCUGGCGCAUUGAAACAUUUUGUCAUUCCAAAAAUCAAGCGUGAUAAAGACGUCAAUGUCACUCAGGAAUCAAGGAAAACUGAAUUUAAAGGUGAACAGGACAAAGUAGAGAAGAUUGGGCUAGUUGAAGAUCUAAAUAAAGGAGCUAAGCCUGUAGUUGUCCUUCAAAAGCUUUCAUUGGAUGAUGUGCAGAAAUUUAUUAAGGAUAGAGAAGAUAAAUCAAGGACCUCUUGUUUUAAACCUAACAAGAACAAGUCAUCCAAAUCUAAUAAAGGUAGCAUAGAUCAGUCAGUGUUAAAGGAAUUGCCUCCUGAGCUCCUGGCAGAAAUUGAAUCCACCAUGCCGCUUUGUGAACGUGUGAAAAUGAACAAGCGCAAACGUAGCACAGUUAAUGAGAAACCAAAAUAUGCUGAAAUCAGUUCUGAUGAAGACAAUGACAGUGAAGAAGCUUUUGAAUCAUCUCGUAAAAGACAUAAAAAGGAUAGAGAUGAAGCUUGGGAAUAUGAAGAACAUGAUAGAAGAAGUUCUGGUGACCAUAGGAGAAGUGGUUAUUGUCAUGAAGGAAGGAGGACUUCUGGUAGUAGCCGUUAUCGUAAUCGCAGUCCCAAUGACUCUGAUAUGGAUGAUUAUUCUCCUCUUCCUAGCCUCAGUGAGGUGGCUAGAAAAAUGAAGAAAAAAGAAAAACAAAAGAAGAGGAAAGCUUACGAACCUAAACUAACACCUGAAGAAAUGAUGGAUUCUUCUACUUUCAAAAGAUUUACUGCUUCAAUAGAGAAUAUUUUGGAAAAUUUAGAAGACAUGGAUUUUACAGCUUUUGGUGAUGAUGAUGAGAUUCCACAAGAAUUGCUACUGGGAAAGCAUCAGCUUAGUGAGUUGGGUAGUGAAUCUGCAAAAAUCAAGGCAAUGGGCAUUAUGGACAAGCUCUCAACAGAUAAAACAGUAAAAGUCUUGAAUAUUUUGGAGAAGAAUAUUCAGGAUGGUUCGAAGCUUUCUACAUUACUUAACCAUAACAAUGACACUGAAGAUGAGGAGAGAUUAUGGAGAGAUCUUAUUAUGGAGAGAGUAACAAAAUCUGCUGAUGCUUGUCUUACUGCUAUCAAUAUUAUGACAUCACCAAAUAUGCCUAAAGCUGUAUAUAUUGAGGACGUAAUAGAAAGAGUUAUUCAAUACACAAAAUUUCAUUUGCAGAACACUCUCUAUCCUCAAUAUGAUCCUGUGUAUAGAGUGGAUCCUCAUGGUGGUGGUGUUUUAAGUUCAAAAGCAAAACGUGCUAAGUGUUCCACCCACAAGCAAAGAGUUAUAGUGAUGUUAUAUAACAAAGUUUGUGAUAUUGUCAGCAGUUUGUCAGAGUUGCUAGAGAUACAGCUUCUCACCGAUACAACUAUUCUUCAAAUAUCAUCUAUGGGAAUAACACCUUUCUUUGUAGAAAAUGUCAGUGAACUACAGUUAUGUGCCAUCAAAUUAGUGACUGCAGUGUUCUCCAAGUAUGAAAAACAUAGACAGUUAAUACUAGAAGAAAUUUUCACUUCCCUUGCAAGACUACCAACUAGCAAGAGGAGUUUGAGAAAUUUCAGGUUAAACAGCAGUGACACUGAUGGAGAGCCUAUGUAUAUUCAGAUGGUAACAGCACUAGUUCUGCAACUUAUUCAAUGUGUGGUGCAUUUGCCAUCAGCGGAAAAAGAUUCUAAUUCAGAGGAGGAAUCAAACAAAAAAGUGGAUCAAGAUGUGCUUAUGACUAACUCAUAUGAAACAGCCAUGAGAACAGCACAAAACUUCCUUUCUAUUUUCCUUAAGAAAUGUGGCAGUAAACAAGGGGAAGAAGAUUACAGACCACUGUUUGAGAACUUCAUUCAGGAUCUUCUUUCCACAGUUAAUAAACCAGAAUGGCCAGCUGCAGAGUUGCUACUUAGCUUAUUAGGAAGGCUAUUGGUUCACCAGUUCAGUAACAAAUCUACAGAAAUGGCAUUAAGGGUUGCAUCACUUGACUAUCUUGGAACAGUAGCUGCAAGACUCAGGAAAGAUGCAGUCACUAGCAAAAUGGAUCAAGGUUCUAUAGCCAGAAUACUCAAACAGGUUUCAGGAGGAGAAGAUGAAAUUCAACAGCUGCAAAAGGCUUUGCUAGAUUAUCUGGAUGAGAACACAGAAACUGAUGCAUCAUUAGUGUUUUCUCGGAAGUUUUAUAUAGCUCAGUGGUUCCGUGAUACAACUAUGGAGACAGAGAAAGCAAUUAAAUCUCAGAAGGAUGAGGAUUCAUCUGAAGGAACUCAUCAUGCAAAAGAUGUUGAGACCACAGGGCAAAUCAUGCAUAGAGCGGAAAGUCGCAAAACAUUUCUUCGCAGCAUCAUUAAAACUGCUCCAUCUCAGUUCAGUACAUUAAAGAUGAAUUCUGAUACUGUGGACUAUGAAGAUGCAUGUUUGAUUGUUCGCUACUUGGCCUCUAUGAGGCCAUUUGCCCAGAGCUUUGAUAUUUAUUUGACACAGAUUCUGCGUGUACUUGGUGAAAAUGCAAUUGCUGUUCGAACAAAAGCCAUGAAGUGUCUGUCUGAGGUUGUUGCUGUAGACCCCAGUAUUCUAGCCAGGCUGGAUAUGCAACGGGGUGUUCAUGGACGGUUAAUGGAUAACUCCACUAGUGUACGAGAAGCAGCUGUGGAGCUGCUUGGCCGAUUUGUGCUCUGUCGUCCUCAGCUUGCUGAGCAGUAUUAUGACAUGCUGAUCGAAAGAAUAUUGGAUACUGGUAUCAGUGUCAGAAAAAGAGUCAUAAAGAUACUUAGGGAUAUCUGCAUUGAACAACCAACAUUUCCCAAAAUUACUGAGAUGUGUGUGAAAAUGAUUCGGAGAGUUAAUGACGAAGAAGGCAUUAAGAAAUUAGUAAAUGAGACAUUCCAGAAGCUCUGGUUUACUCCAACUCCACAUCAUGACAAAGAAGCAAUGACCAGGAAAAUACUAAACAUUACUGAUGUGGUAUGUUAAACAAAUUUGAAUUAAGUUGCACGUAAAAUUUCAUUAUGUUUUUAGUAUCUUUGAAAUAUUGUCUGUAGUCUUAUAGAAUACGAAAAAUAUGCAAGUAAUUUAAUUAUCAGAUUAUUUUCUUUAUAUGUCUCCUGACAUUGAAUACAUGCUAUAAUUAUUCAUCUGAUGCAACUGGCUGAAGGAAAAUUUUAAAUGCUCACAAAUCUGCUGGCUGUGAUAACUGAGACCACAUUAUAUUCAGGUUGUGUAAAAUACUUGCUCAGUUAAGACACAACAAAUUGGUGUUAUAUUUAACAUU
Molecule: messenger RNA, 5130 nt
Organism: Myiozetetes cayanensis
Lineage: Eukaryota; Metazoa; Chordata; Aves; Passeriformes; Tyrannidae
Product: nipped-B-like protein
Exons: 23
Biological process (GO): replication-born double-strand break repair via sister chromatid exchange; establishment of protein localization to chromatin; establishment of mitotic sister chromatid cohesion
Cellular component (GO): Scc2-Scc4 cohesin loading complex
Molecular function (GO): chromatin binding
Source: RefSeq, a predicted model, not a curated record